AUGAUAUUUACUUCAAAGCUCAUCCAUCUCAAGAAUCCAAAAUUCGCAGUUUCUGUGCACGGACCAUCUAUAUUUCUUAGCGCGUCACUCAAUAAAAGUUCAAAUGCUUCAAUAUCGACGACAUGUCAAUUGACCGACUCCUAUUUUGAUCAAUCUCAUCGGGCACUAUCUACAACCUCACGAAUAUAUGCUCCCGAGCCUACCACACGAGCACCAUUCACUCCAGACUCCUCCUCAACCUCACCUUCACCCUCAAACGGAGAAACCCCCAAUGCCUCCCCCGCAUCCCCGCCCACCCCAAAAGAAGAUACCCUCGAAUCCCUCGCCACGCAAUCUAUCAGCGAAGCCUUUUCAUGGAUAAAACCAAAGCCUCAAGCUGACCCCUCACAUCUUAAUCCCCCAACCGCUGAAAUAGAAAACCGAUCUACUUUUCCCCGACCCUCUCAAUCGCCCCCACUAAAGUCCUCCAGCCUUCUUGACCGCAUAAGCAACUCGAAUAUGGCCAAUCCGUCCAGCAACUUCACACGGUCCUCCUCGAUGGAUUCACCGUUUGGGCGCAUGCAAAUCCCCGUUAAGAAAACCGGAGCGACGGGAAGUCUCUAUGAUUUCAUGAAUGAAACUGCCUCGAUGGUAGCUCCACCUCUAGCUCCCCGAAAAGAAAUGCGAUUGACGCCUCGACCGGGCCGAACUAUCGAUAUCAAAUCCAACAUCGAUUUAUCACGGGGAAUUCGAAUGUUGGAGGCUUCAUGUGCAUUGAAUAAAGUGCGCCAUGAUCAAACGCAUCAGAGAUUCCAUGAAAGGGGUGGUAUGAAAAGGAAGAGACUUCAUCGACAACGAUGGAGAAAUAACUUUAUGGAGGGAUUUAAGGGAAUUGUAGGAAGAGUGAAACAGUUAAAGAAUCAAGGAUGGUAG
Messenger RNA from Sclerotinia sclerotiorum 1980 UF-70, 912 nucleotides. RefSeq lists its product as hypothetical. Lineage: Eukaryota; Fungi; Ascomycota; Leotiomycetes; Helotiales; Sclerotiniaceae. The transcript has 2 exons. Gene Ontology annotation, molecular function: structural constituent of ribosome. Gene Ontology annotation, cellular component: mitochondrial small ribosomal subunit; ribosome. The coding region runs from base 1 to 912 and encodes 303 amino acids. Gene Ontology annotation, biological process: translation; mitochondrial translational initiation. The record is from RefSeq and is a predicted model, not a curated record.